CAGCAAUGAUAGAUAGUCUCCUUGGAUGAAGAGCACUCUGCGCGAAGGGUGCGAAAGGCCUGUUCUCCGUCCGUUCAAUUUAUCUUCCAACAAGUCGUAUAAAUCCGCCAAGAGGCUCUUCGUCAUGGCGCAUCCCGAGUGGCGGGCCUCGAAACCUGUUGAUCUCCUUCGCAAACGUGAAUACGCUCGACUUAAUGAUGCAGGUACCUACCUUGAUUAUACUGGUGCCAGUCUAUACCCAAAGUCACUCGUGGAGAAUCACGCACGUCUUAUGAAGCGAGCUGUUUUCGGAAACCCUCACAGCGCAUCUCCAAGUUCCGAGAUGUCCUCCCGUCUCGCAAGCGAAGCGCGGUUGGCUGUCCUUUCUUUCUUCGACGCCGACCCCAAUGAGUACACAGUUAUAUUCACUUCUAACGCAUCCAAUGCUCUCCGAAUCGUUGGGGAAUCAUACCCAUACUUCCCCGACCACUCACAUCUCAUACUUCCUCUGGACGCUCAUAACUCCGUUAAUGGUUUGCGCGAAUAUGCGUUCGCCGGAGGAGCACAUGUUUCCUAUACACCGUUGUUCGGUGACAUUGCGCAGACCUUGGCGGCCCUCCCUCGUCUAACAUCACCAAAUCCUGGGCUUUUUGCAUUGACUGGCCAGUCAAAUGUCUCUGGAUAUAAAUACGACCUAGAGAUCCUCAAUCUUGUCAAAAAGCUGUAUGGCUUCGACACGUUGCUUGAUGCUGCAGCCCUAGCGCCCACUACCCGUAUUUCGCUGCGCAGUCUUGGUAAUUCAGUGGAUGCAAUGGCUAUUAGCCUAUACAAGAUGAUCGGCUAUCCGACCGGCGUGGGAGCACUUGUGGCGCGCAGCACGUUCCUGACCAAGCUAAAGAAGCGAUGGUUCAGUGGCGGAUCUGUCCGAAUCGUCCAAGUGCCCGGAAUCGGUCGGCUCCUUCAUGAUCAUCACGAAAGAUGGGAGGAUGGAACUAUCAAUUUCUUAUCACUAUCCGCAGUAAAACCUGCUCUUGACCUCCUCAAUAGCUACUCGGUGUAUCUUCCUUCUCGCUUAGCCCUUUUGAUGCACUUUACGUUAUCCUACCUCGACUCCUUGCGUCACACCAAUGGAAAGCCCAUCGUUCGCAUCCACUCUCCGACCCCUGCCAUUAAGGCUAAAUCUAUAUCCGGCUCUCCCAACUCGUAUUCUCCGCAAACUCACGGAGCCAUGGUUUCGUUUUCUCUGCUGAACUCAACUGGCGAUCGCGUUCCCCCUCAUCGGGUUGAGCGUGAAGCAGGAAAGGCUGGGAUACACAUCAGAUCUGGCUGUAUGUGCAAUCCAGGAGCAUCGGCCGAGUUACUUGGGGUUACAAAUGAAGUUGCCAACUUCAAACUCGAAGAAUCACAAUCGACUCUUAACAACGAACGGGAUUCACCUCACACCACGAUCCGAGCAUAUUCUGACCCAAUAAAUGAAAAUCUUGAGCGCUUUAUCGAGGAAGAGGGGAUCUUGCGGAUUAGUUUUGGACUUGCAAGCACACUCAAGGACGCAUGGAUGUUCAUACAAUUCGUAAAGAAGUACACAAAGGAACGGGAAUCGGGUGCGUACCAUGAGGACGCUACGGUCCUGGCAAGUGGCUCGACUGCUUGUUGCGACCUCACGCAGGAUAAAUACUGGAACCGAGGGGAUCCCUGUUGUAAUGCGAGUCACAUGUAUGGGAGGAGCUGGAAUGUUUCGGAAUAUCCUACGGGUGAGUUAGCGCCUGUGUAAGCGCUUGCGCAUGGAAAAUCCUUCAAUAUCGUUGCGAAGUAUAAAUAUGGGCGCCGUAUGUAUAUCAGUUACAGUUUUCAGUUCCAUGAGUGAACCGGCAAAUACACUCUGUUUUGGGCC
Cantharellus anzutake is the source of this 1870-nucleotide messenger RNA. Its product is annotated as pyridoxal phosphate-dependent transferase. The transcript is spliced from 5 exons. Bases 26 to 1750 code for a protein of 574 amino acids. NCBI's taxonomy places the organism in Eukaryota, Fungi, Basidiomycota, Agaricomycetes, Cantharellales, Hydnaceae. The record is from RefSeq and is a predicted model, not a curated record. Gene Ontology annotation, biological process: molybdopterin cofactor metabolic process. Gene Ontology annotation, molecular function: molybdenum cofactor sulfurtransferase activity.